AUGGCCCCCUCAUGUAUUCCGUGGGACCUGUCAAUGGCUACUGAGCCCCAAGCUCAGCCAUUGACUUUGUCAAACAACAUCCACGAGAACUCUCAAUUUGAUGUGGGCACGGACCUACACAUGGACUUCAACAACUUGGUCAUGUUGAUAUCCACGUUGUGUGUGGGCUACGGAGAGAUGGGGGUCGAGGGGUGA
Molecule: messenger RNA, 195 nt
Organism: Penicillium coprophilum
Lineage: Eukaryota; Fungi; Ascomycota; Eurotiomycetes; Eurotiales; Aspergillaceae
Exons: 2
Coding region: 1-195 (64 amino acids)
Source: RefSeq, a predicted model, not a curated record